AGCCUGACAGCAGCAGAGACAUUUCUGAUGUUGUAAACAUUCGGGGGUUUGCCCAAACCUACAGAGGUCCAGAGACACGCUCCACCCAGGCUGAACGAUGGGCCAGACAUCCAGCAAAACGAUAGACAGAGAGACGAUAGAGGUGUCAGCUCUUGGUCGGCCUUUCAGCCUCGGGAUGCUGUACGACUGCCGCCAAGACUCCCUGAUUCCUGGCUUGACACUGUGGGAUCGUGAAGCUCUGGAGAAGGAUGCAUGAGAAAGACCCCAACCCAACAAUGAAUUUGAGAUAGUUGCAUCUGAAUCACUUGAGGACAAAUCUUCAUCAUUAAAUGUUGACGCCUCCCUGAAGGCAAGUUUCUUGGCUGGACUGAUAGAGGUUGAGGGCUCUGCCAAAUACCUAAAUGACAGUAAGAUUUCCAAAAAUCAGGCCAGAGUGACACUCAAAUACAAAACUACAACCAAGUUCCAGGAGCUGUCAAUGAAUCAUCUUGGAAGAGGCAAUGUGAAACAUCAAUACGUUUUUGAAAACGGAAUAGCAACACAUGUCGUCAUAGGGAUUCUUUAUGGGGCACAAGCCUUCUUUGUAUUUGACCGUGAGGUGUCUGAAAAUGAGGAUCAUCAGGACAUUGAAAGCAACCUGAAGGUGAUAAUCAAGAAGAUUCCCUUCCUUGCAACUGAAGGCGAAGGUUCCUUGCAAAUGAGAGACAUGGACAUUGGAAAUAUUCAGAAAUUCUCCUGCAAAUUCCACGGUGACUUUAACCUUCAGAAAAAUCCUGUGUCCUUUCAGGAUGCAAUACAAGUCUACCAAAGUCUUCCAAAAUUACUGGGAGCAAAUGGAGAAAAUGCCGUGCCAGUGAAGGUCUGGCUGAUGCCCCUGAAAAGUUUAGACUCUGCUGCAGCUCAACUUGUCCGUCAGAUAAGUAUUAGAUUAGUAAUGGAGGCACAGAGUGUCCUGGAGGACUUGAGUGAGCUAGAAAUGAGGUGCAAUGAUGCAAUGAAAAACAGCACAACCCAACACUUCCCACAGAUUGGGAAAAAGCUAAAAACCUUUAAAGAAUUGCUCUCUGAGUACAAGCUGGAAUUCCAGAGGACCCUGGCAAAGAAACUUCCAUCAAUCCGGGGAGGAGGGGAAGAGGAGGCUGUGCUUGCAGAGAUGUUGAAAAAGAGACAUUCUUCUCCAUUCAACAACAAAAACCUGAGUGAGUGGAUGAGUUGUAAAGAGAGAGAAAUCAGCACUUUACAAUCAAUCACCAACAUGAUGAAAAACACCAAGAUUGUCACAUCUCGCCAUGUACUAGACAAGGAAAUCAACAGUGCUGAGCAUGCUGUGUGCUUUGCUUUCACCUCACUGGAGGAUGAUGAACCAUACCUCUCAGAUUUAUCAAAGUACUUAAAGGAAACACCCCAACCAGAGAGUCUUCAAGACAUCACAUAUCAGACUUAUGAUGUAGAGAAGGAACAAUGGUACUUUCCACAGGAGGUGAUGGAUGCUGUGAGGCAAAAAGCAAAGCUCUUCAAUGAGUUUGCAUACACCAACAUGGAUAACAAUAUUUGUUUCCUUAUAGCAGGCACAACAAAUGAGAAACAGAGAGGUGCAAGCAUCCACCUUUAUAAAAAAGGCUCUUUGGUCAGUGAGAACUUUGAGCCUCCUUCAAAGCCUGAAAAACCAGCAGUAAGUGACACAACCCACAACAGUUUGACAGUGAAGAUUUCCCCACCAGGAUUCGGAGCAGAAAACAUCACCCACUACUCUGUUGAGUACUGUGUCAGUGGAGAAGAUGACUGGCAGCAAAUGACAGUAUUGAAAGCUGGAGAAGUCACAGUGUCCAGUCUGACUCCUAACACAGAGUACUUGUUCAGAUGCAGAGCAGUGUGCUCAGUUGGAAAAGGACCAGUCAGUAAAGACAGUGGUCCCAUUACAACCUUACCCACUAGUCCUCCUGGAAAACUGCAAGCUGAACCAAAUUCAAAUGAGCUAUUAGUUAGCUGGGAGAAACCUGCUGAGAUUGACAAAGGUGUCACCAUUUUGAGCUACAUUGUAGAGUAUGUAAAAACAGCUCCUGGGGUGAAACAUGAAGAACUUGAAUGGAACGAAAUGAGGUCAAGAGCUGAAAAGGCCAUCAUAUCUGGGCUUAAGCCAGAGACAGAGUACGCUGUCAGGGUCAGAUGCAAUUAUGGUGUAGCUGGUAGAAGCAAGGAAAGCAUCACAGUUAAUGUGCAGACAAAAAAACAAGUGCGCCUCGCAGAAUUCCUCAAACGUACAAGCAAACGUCAAAAUUCUGCAUCACCCUCAGUCUACAAGCUACCUCUGAAGAAAGAAACUAUGGACAUAGAUGGAUGCAGGUGCUACAGUUUUGGCAAAGUAACCUUCAGUCGAAGUCGUACAAUAAUGGUUCUUGGAGCAACUGGAUCAGGAAAGUCAACUCUGAUCAAUGGAAUGAUCAACUACAUUGUUGGUGUAGAGUGGAAUGACAAUUUCAGAUUCAAGUUAAUUGAUGAGGGUCAGUUGAGAUCACAAGCUGAAAGUCAGACCUCUGAAGUCACUGUGUACAAAGUCAACCAUCAAGAGGGAUUUAAUAUCCCAUAUUCGCUGACCAUAGUUGACACUCCCGGUUUUGGGGACACAAGAGGGAUAGAAAGAGACAGGGCGAUCACAGAGCAGAUCCGGAGUCUUUUCACCUCUGCUAAGGGAGUCAGUGAGAUUGACGCUGUGUGUUUUGUGACCCAGGCUUCUCUUCCACGGCUAACACCAACACAAAAAUAUGUGUUUGAUUCAGUGCUGUCCAUUUUUGGUAAAGAUGUGGCAGAAAACAUCCGGAUGCUGGUAACAUUCGCAGAUGGUCAAAGGCCACCGGUCCUUGAAGCAGUUAAUGCCUCUGGAGUCCCAUGCCCUAAAACAGAUGCAGGACUUCCUGUCCACUUCAAAUUCAACAAUUCAGCACUGUUUGCAGACAACACAUCCAUCAAUGACAAAUCAGGUAAUACAGAUUCAGAUGAAGACAUGGAUGAUGAUAACUUUGAUCAAAUGUUUUGGAGCAUGGGUGCCAAAAGCAUGAAAAACUUUUUCACUGCUUUAGAGAAAAUACCAACCAAAAGCUUGCAAAUGACCAAAGAGGUUCUUAAAGAGCGCAAGCAGCUUCAAACAGUCAUUGAAGGUUUGCAGCCACAAGUUAAAGCUGGAUUAGCUAAACUUGAAGAAAUAAAGAUGAUAAAACAGAAACUUCAAGAACAUGAAGCUGCCAUCUCCACAAAUGAAAAUUUUGAGAUUGAAGUUGACAUUAUCAGGCCAGAACAAAUCCAGAUUACAAAAAAAGGAGAGUAUAUCACCAACUGCCAACAGUGUUCAAUAACAUGCCACUACCCCUGUGCAAUUGCAGAUGAUCAGAAAAAGCAUGGCUGUGCAGCCAUGAAAGAUGGCAGGUGUACCGUGUGCCCAGGAAAAUGUGUUUGGACGGUGCAUUUCAACCAGAAGUACAGGUGGGAGUAUGUUAAAGUUAAAGAGAAGCGGACACUGAAAGAUCUGAAGGAGAAGUAUGAACAAGCUACACAAGCAAAGCUGACUGUUCAGGAAAUCAUUGAGAAGCAAGAGGGAGAGAUUGCAAACCUUCAAGAUGUGGUAAUGUCCCUCAUGGAGGAGUCAGCGCACUGCAUUGCUCGGCUCAAAGAGAUCGCCUUGAGGCCCAACCCUCUGACCACUCCAGAAUACAUCGACCUGCUCAUUGAAGGAGAAAAGUCAGAGGCCAAAGAGGGUUACCUGGCCCGAAUUCAGUCUCUGGAGGCAAUGAGAGAAAGAGCAACAAUUAUAUCUAAAGUUUCCAAACAAGGAAAACGUACAAAAACCGAGCAGGAAAUGUAUGGGGGAAAACAGAAGAGGCAAAAAAAGCAAGCUGACUUCCAAGAUUUUUUCAAACAAUAGAGGAGAAAACUCACUUGUGGAUAUUUCUAGUGAAGCCUUGUCAUUAGAUCAGGAGAAGAUCUUCUUAUCUGCCUUAAUAAAACCACUGCAGCUUCUAAUGCUGUGAGCUGCAGACACACACUGUCAUGAUAAUGGACACUCUGAGAGGAAAUCAUGGCUCCAAGGAGCAAAAUUAAUCUUAACAGCUGUCUAGAUGUUGGAAUUAAAACAGUUUUCGUAAUUUGAUGUGAGAAAAUGUUAGGUUUUUUAAUAUUUUAUUAGUAAAUCAUUGAUUUCUCUUAGUAUUUUAGAGUAAUUGUUGUUUUUUCUGUAAUGCAAUUAGGAAUGAAUUCUUAAUAAACAUAAUGGGAACAUCA
Molecule: messenger RNA, 4272 nt
Organism: Myripristis murdjan (pinecone soldierfish)
Lineage: Eukaryota; Metazoa; Chordata; Actinopteri; Holocentriformes; Holocentridae
Exons: 4
Molecular function (GO): protein binding; GTP binding
Source: RefSeq, a predicted model, not a curated record